AUGCACAACAACAGCGCAGCAACUAGACCGCGUUCACCAUCCACAGCAGCACAGCAGCGAGUACACAGCUGCUGUCCUGUGUCUCGCGUGCACCGCGCAAACUCCCUCGCAUGCUGCUACUGGGCCUGUUGUUGGUGGUAGCCUGGGUCCGUGUGGGCACCAUGUCAUCGUCAGAAACGGGUGCCGUCAACGUGCCUGCUGCGUUCAGCGUCGCGUUGGCGGCUUUCAAUCAACAGCAGCAGCGCACGCUCGUGGCAUGGGAUCUUGUACUCGACGAUCUAGAUGAGCUCGAUCCCGACUCCGAAGAAGAGGAGGAGGACAACCGUGAGAUCAAGAGGCGACGCGUAUACCCUCGUAAGGAUUACAAUAUCUCUGGCUGGGCGAUUCAGCUGCAGGAGCUCAAGGAUCUUGAGGUGGAUGGAAUUGUCGGCCCCACGAGCAGGCCUGCUCGCCGCUUCCGCGAGAGCUUUCGUCUCCCUUACCCUUUCUUCGUGGAGCUGGUGGCCCUGGUGAAGCAGAGGGAUUGGUUCCCGACUGGGAAGCAAGAUGCGUCCGGACGUCGGGGUAUCCCCGUGCAAUUAAAGGUGAACAUUUAG
Molecule: messenger RNA, 596 nt
Organism: Ectocarpus sp. CCAP 1310/34
Lineage: Eukaryota; Phaeophyceae; Ectocarpales; Ectocarpaceae
Source: the annotation of a GenBank genome assembly